Messenger RNA from Mercurialis annua (annual mercury), 1073 nucleotides. RefSeq lists its product as uncharacterized. Lineage: Eukaryota; Viridiplantae; Streptophyta; Magnoliopsida; Malpighiales; Euphorbiaceae. Bases 86 to 625 code for a protein of 179 amino acids. The record is from RefSeq and is a predicted model, not a curated record. The transcript has 4 exons.
GGGCCUUCCAUUACAUUACAACAGAAGCAAACCCACUUCCGAAUAGGAAACGGAAACGGUCGAGCUUUGGAGAGUGAGCAACAAAAUGGCUACGGCAAUGACGACCUUAUCAUUCUUAUCUUCGAAACUUGAAAGCUCUCAGAAGUCAACACACACUCUAUCUCCUUCCCGCACUCUCUCUGCUCCUCAAAUUCCCCCCUUGAUGCUAAAACUAUCUGGUUUUGUUCCUCUUCUCGGGGCUGGUUUGGCCUUAACUGCAGUGGCUCCCGCCUCAGCUGCCGUUUUACCGUUCCUGGGUCAACUCAAUGAACCCUCUAAUGCACUGUCUUUGCCCACCUGGGCCAUUCAUGUUUCCAGUGUUGUUGAGUGGAUAACUGCUAUGGCUUUGGUGUGGCAAUAUGGGGAGAAAUCUGGGUUUGAAUCUUGGAAGGGACUCUCUUGGGGGAUGGUACCUCUGCUUGGUGGAGCAUUUUGCGCCUGCACAUGGCAUUUCUUCUACAAUUCUGAGUCUCUAGAGGUAUUGGUGGCUCUUCAAGCAGCACUAACGGUAGUGGGUAAUGCCACCAUGUGCAUCGCUGCAUUCCGUAUAUACAAGUCAGUGGAGGAGCGGCCGAAGAAUCUGUGAGUGUUUCCAAGUCUGCAUGCCAUUAUAUGCGCCUGAGUGAAAGCCUGUUUUUCUUAUUGAUGAAUCAAUUAUGCGGUAAGGCGGCUUUGCAUGCUGAAAUAGUGAAACGCUGUUAUUUUGACUGAAACGCUGCUGCUUAUCAGCUGGUGUAUCAUGAGUAGACCAUAUGAACCUGAAGCCUCCAUGAUUAUAAAAGAUUUCGUUGGAGAUCGUUCCGACUUGCCAUUAUGAGCUAUUUUGACAUACUGCUAAGGCAAACAAGAAAGAAGAAGCUAUUGGGUUGUUACUGAUAUGUAAACUUGGGAGGCUGAAAAAGGUGUAGUAGCAUUAUUAAAUGUUUUUUUUUUUUUUGAGAGAACAUUAUUAAAUGUUAAUCAAGUAUAAAUAUGAACUUAUUAAGCGUGCUGUAUCUUUUGAAUACCAUUCUAUGGAGAUAAAUGUUGCUUAA